AUGCUCCGCCCCCUGCUCCGCCCCCUGCUCCUCCUGCUGCUCCUCGCCGAGCUUGAAGGUAAACUCCUGAAGACUCAGAGACUCGGUGGACCUCGAGUCUUUCCUGCUCAUGAAUUAGUAGACAUGUCUUUGAUCCACAUGUCUCUGUGUGUCCUCUGAUGAUGGUGUCUCCCUGACCUUUGACCUCCUGUGUUUCAGCCACGUUUUACACCGAAGACUUCACUCUGAACCUGAACAAUCCGUUCAGUCUGUACGGGACGGAAAGGACGCAGAUCUUUGUGAGUCUGAGGACGUCUGUCUCGGUUCUGUUGAUCAUUGGUCCCUCAGAGAAGUUCUUCUUCUCACCCGUGACCUUAAAUCACUGAAGCAGGAAAAUGUCCAUAAAAGGGCGUGCAGGGCGGCGCCAUCAACUAGAGGGUUUUUUUAUUUGAAUCUCUCCUUUUUAUGCAGGUGAGCUUCACCGAUGAACAUUUCGCCGUUUGUUUCGAUGGAUAUCACGGUUCGACCUCCGACGCCGACUGCCUCCUGAUGAAGGGGAAGGCGGCGAGGAAAGCGGGCGUCCGUCAAGAUGACGCUGACAAAAUUGACAAAGACCAAUUCAAAGAAGUAUAUCCCAACAUCAAAUCAGAUCUGAAGAGUAUCGUAUACAUGUCCAUGAAGGUUGGAGAAUCAGAUGUGAGUGACAUUCAUUCAUUCAUUCAUUCAUUCAUUCAUUCAUUCAUUCAAUGACUGGUUAGAAAAUAACUCAUGUUUUAAACCUGCCUGUCUGUCUGUCUCUCUGUCUUUGUCUGUCUGUCUGUCUGUCUCUAUGUCUGUGUCUCUGUCCGUCUCUGCAGUAUUUAAUCCCUAUAUACAGCGCUGGGACAUACGGCAGCAUCUCCACCUUUGUUAAUUCCGGCCCCCCAGUGGUGAGUCUUUCCAACGUUUAUGUCUGAGGGUCAUGAACGGUUUCUGCUCAGCUGACCUUCAAACGCACACACUCAGCAGAUACUGCAUGAAGACCCUGACCCUGACCCUGACCCGGGUCUUGACAAAGACCUCGCUCUAAAAUCAAGUUUCUGCAGAAACUGAAAAACCUGAAGAGAGAAACUUGAAGCUCUGCGUGAGCCGGAGGGUUGUGUGUGAUUUGUCACGUCGACUCUCAGAGAGUUCAGACCCAGAACUCGUUAACCAGUCCGGCUGAAGCCUGGAGCGUCUCUGAGGAAUGACAGACUGUCAGUUUUUCGGCUCCAGGUCGUCAAACUCCGACUUUUCUGACUCAACCUGAUCUCAGAGCUCAGGAGGUCCGGGGAAAUGCUGCAGGUGCUGCUCACCUGUCCUGACAGUGGGUUGGGGUGGGGGUGGGGGGGUAGCACUGGUUACCAUGGCGACAGAUCAGGUGUAUGUUAGCUCUGCAGCGUCAGUUGCCGUGGUAACAGCUCAGCAUUAAGUGAACUGUAACUGCAGCAUUAAAAGCCCUGGUGUAGCGAGCGUCACCAUGGUAACUGCUCAAUAUCAGGUAUGGUAUGUCACACCGUUACCAUGGUGACGGUUCAGUAUAUGACAAAGCAGCAGGGCAACAGACCCGAUCCUGGUCUCUGUGGUUCUGUAUCUCUGUGGUUCUGUAUCUCUGUAGUUCUUUAUAUCUGUAGUUCUGUAGUUUUGUAUCUCUGUGGUUCUGUAUCUCUGUAGUUCUGUAGUGCUGUAUCUCUGUAGUUCUGUAGUUCUGUAUCUCUGUAUCUCUUUGGUUCUGUAUCUCUGUAGUUCUGUGGUUCUUUAUAUCUGUAGUUCUGUAGUUCUGUAUCUCUUUGGUUCUGUAUCUCUGUAGUUCUGUAUCUCUGUGGUUCUUUAUCUCUGUAGUUCUGUAGUUCUGUAUCUCUGUAGUUCUGUAUCUCUUUGGUUCUGUAUCUCUGUGGUUCUGUAUCUCUGUAGUUCUGUAGAUCUGUAUCUCUUUGGUUCUGUAUCUCUGUGGUUCUGUAUCUCUGUAGUUCUGUAUCUCUGUGGUUCUGGAUGCCUGUAGUUCUUUAGUUCUUUAUCUCUGUGGUUCUGUAUCUCUGUAGUUCUGUAUCUCUGUAGUUCUGUAUCUCUUUGGUUCUGUAUCUCUGUGGUUCUGUAUCUCUGUAGUUCUGUAGAUCUGUAUCUCUUUGGUUCUGUAUCUCUGUGGUUCUGUAUCUCUGUAGUUCUGUAUCUCUGUGGUUCUGGAUGCCUGUAGUUCUUUAGUUCUUUAUCUCUGUGGUUCUGUAUCUCUGUAGUUCUGUAUCUCUGUAGUUCUGUAGAUCUGUAUCUCUUUGGUUCUGUAUCUCUGUGGUUCUGUAUCUCUGUGGUUCUGUAUCUCUGUGGUUCUGUAUCUCUGUGGUUCUGUAUCUCUGUAGUUCUGUAUCUCUGUGGUUCUGUAUCUCUGUGGUUCUGUAUCUCUGUAGUUCUGUAGUUCUGUAUCUCUGUGGUUCUGAAUGCCUGUAGUUCUUUAGUUCUUUAUCUCUGUAGUUCUGUAGAUCUGUAUCUCUUUGGUUCUGUAUCUCUGUGGUUCUGUAUCUCUGUAGUUUUGUAUCGCUGUAGUUCUGUAGUUCUGGUUCCCUGCAGGUUUAUAGUACUGUAACUCUCCCCCCUGUCUCUCUCUGUCUCUAACCCUCACCCUUUCAGAGCGCUGUUCUUCUGGUCGGUGGUAAAGAAGUGUUCAAUAAAGCGGUUCCUGGUUAUAUUCCCCAUGACGUCAGCGGCUGCAGAUUCAAAGGUGUUUUUCAGAGUUUCUUUCAGACGUUGUUUAAAGGUUUAUAAGUGGAGUUUCAGUCCUGACACUUUUAUCUCUGUAAACCUUUUUUUUUCCAUGCAGACAUGGUGUUGAAGCCAGGAGAGGAGAAAACAGAUUCAAACUGUCAGACGGCAAAAUGUCCCAGUCCAGGAAAAAGCUCUGUUUCUGGCUGUGAUGGAGAUGACGUUUGUAUCUCUGGCAGGUAAAUCCAUUCUUCAUGUUUGAGAGAGGGACUCCUCCAAACAACACAACCAUUUACACUUUAGAUGUUAUUUAUCCUCCAGUCUGUUAGAUAAACCCUGAGGAAGACUAUAUUAAAAAAUAUGACUUUUUUUUCCUACUAAAAUUUGAAAUAUUUAACAUGCUGUACUAUGGCAUUUUUUUAACACUAAAAUUUCAAAUUUUUAACAUUACUGUGCCAUUUUGAUUAAACUUUACUAUGGCAUUUUAUGUAUACAAAAAAAUAUACAUAAGUUUUUAUUUUACUACACUAUCACAUUUUUUAUCAAACAAUAUUCUGGGAGAUUUUUUUAAACUAACAUACUAUUUUUUUUUCACACAUUAAAAUUUCAAUUUUUUAACAAAUUAAACUGAAUUUUUUUCAUACUACUAUUUGACAUUUAUUUCUGUUCUUUAUAAUGAUAUUUUUUCACCAAAUUUUGAAAUUUUUAUAGAACUAUAUUAUGACAUGUUUAUCAUACAAUGCUAGGACAUUUUUAAUAUACAACUAUCUAACAUUUAUUUCCGUACUAAAUUUUGAAUUGGCAUUUUCACUAGAAUUUGAAAAUUUUAAACAUUUUAUACAAUGGCAUUUAUUUUUCAGACUAAAAUGUGAUUUUUUUUCACAUACUUUAAUGGGACAUUUUUAUUAUAUUUCUUUCCGACAUUUAUUUUCAUACAAAAAUAUGGAUUUUAUUUCACUUAAACUUGAAUUUUUUAACAUGCUAAACUAUCACAUUUUUUAUAAUCAAACCAUACUGUAGCAUUUUUUCAAACAAAAAAUAAAAAUUUUUCACACAAAAAUUUGUCAUUUUGAACAUAAAAUACUAAAACAUUUUCAUCAUACUUCUAUCUUACAGUAUUACCAUACUAAAUUAGGAAAUCCUUUUUCACCAGAAUUGGCAUGGCAUAUUUAUCAUACAAUACUAUGGCAUUUUUUUCACAUUGAAAUGUUCUUUUUUUACACUAAAAUUUUUAAUUUUUUACAUCCAACACUAUGACAUUUUUAUCAUACUACAAUCUGACAUCAGUUUCAAUUCUUAUGUAUGUUUUUUUUCCACCAGAGUCUGAAAUUGUUAACAUACUACACAAUGGACAUUUAUUUUAAAUAAAAUAAAAAACUUUUCUUCACACUCAAAUUUGAAAUUUUUUCACAUACUAUAAAAUGACAUUUUUAUUAUACUUCUAUCUGACAUAUACUUCCAUUAUUAAUCAGGAAAUUUUUUGCACUAAAAAUUUUUGACAUACUAUACUAUUACAUUUUUUUUCAUGCCCAGAUAUGAAAUCAUUUUUCACACCAGAUUUGAAAAUUUUUACAUACUUUACUGUUACAUUUUUACCAUACUUCUAUCUGACAUUUAUUUCCAUACUAAAUUAUGAUUUUUUUUCAACAAAUUUUUGAAAAUUUUAACACACUAUACUAUGACAUUCUUUUUCAUACUAUACUAUGGCAUUUUUUCAUACCAACUUAUUUUUUUUUCGCACUUAAGUUUGUCAUUUAUGACAUACUAUACUAUGACAUUUUUAUAAUACUACUAUCUAAACAUUUUUUUCCAAACUAAAAUAUGAUUUUUUUUUCACACUGAAAUUUGAGAUUUUUAACAUACUAUGUUGUGACUUUUUUUUUCAUGCCCAGAUACUAAAUUAUUUUUCAAACUAGAUUUGAAAAUUUUUACACUUUACUGUGACAUUUUUAUCAUACUAUACUGACAUUAUUUUUCAAACAAAAAUAUGAAACUUAUUUUUACACUAAAAUUUGACAUUUUUAACAUACUAUACUAUGACAUUCUUAUCAUAAAUAUUUAUGAAAUUUAUUUUCACUCAAAAAUUUUUACCAUACUAUACUAUGACUUUUUUUUCAAUCAAAAAUAUGAAAUGAUUUUUCCACUAAAAUUUCAAAAUUUGAACACAAUAUACUUUGACAUUUUUACCAUGCUAACGUGAAAUUUUUCUACACACAAACAUGAAAUUUUUAACAUAGUAUACUAAGACAUUUUUAUCAUACUAUACUAUAACAUAAUUUUUCAUACAAAAAUUCAAAAAAAAUGUUCACACUAAAAUUUGAAUUUUUAACAUACUAUACUAUGACAUUUUUAUCUCACUACACUGACAUUUUUAUCAUGACAUUUUUUUUCAUACAAAAAUAUGAAAUUUAUUUUCACACAAAAAUUGAAAUUUUUAUCAUGCUAACGUGAAUUUUUUCUUCACACAAAAACUUUAAAUUUUUAACAUUCUAUACUAUGACAUUAUUUUUUCAUACAAAAAUCUGAAAUUUAUUUUCACAUCACAAUCAUAUUUUAGUUUUGAAAUAAAUUUUUAGAUAGUAGUAUUAAAAAAAUGUCACAGUAUACUAUGACAUUAUUUUUUCAUACAAAAUAUAAAAAUGUAUUUUCACAGGAAAAUUUGGAAUUUUUAACAUACUUCACUAUGACAUUUUUUCAUACUAUGACAUUAUUUUUUCAUGCUCACAUGUGAAAUAUUUCUACACACAAAAAUAUGACAUUUUUAUCAUACUAUACUAUGGCUUUUUUUUUCAUACCCCGAUAUGAAAUUAUUUUUCAUACUAAAAUUUGAAAUUUUUUAAAACUUGACUGUGACAUUUUUAUCAUACUUCUAUUGGACAUCUAUUUCCAUUCUAAAUUAUGACUUUUUUUCACUAAAAUUAGAAAGUUUUAACAUACUAUUCUAUGAGAUUUUUUUUCAUACCCACUUUUUUUUCCACUAUUUUUAUCAUAUCAUACAAUACUAUGGCAUUUUUUUCGUACCUAAAUAUGGAAUGUUUUCACAUUAAAAUUUGACAAUCUUAACGUACUUACGUAUGACUUUUUUGUCAUGACUUUUGUCAUCUGACAUUUAUUUCCAUAAAAAAAUAAGGAAAUGUUUUUUUUCACUUAAAUUUGAAAUUUUGAACAUUUUAUACUAUGAUCUUUUUAUCACACUACACUAUGACAUGUAUUCAAACUAAAAUAAGGUUUAUUUCACACUAAAAUAUGAACAUUUAGUUGCCUGAGGUCCCUCUUGUUGCUUACAAUACCUUUUGCCCCCCCUUCCCCAGCUGUAAAUCUGCAGGCGCCUGCACUUUUACCGGACCUUCAGUCGUCGACGUUAAAGGCGGCUUUCGUUACAUUAAGGAUCACUGUGAUUACCGUCUGAUGGCGAGCACAGUAGUCCCAGACUUCUCGGUGGAGGGGAAGUACAAUGAACGGCGGCGCAAGGACGUGAGCUUCCUGGACUCGGUGGUACUUAAAUAUAAGAGCACUACGUUCAGCCUGGAGCAAGGUGGCAGAGUGAAGGUAAGCCUCCCACAGCAACACUUUCAGGUGUGACAGUCAGAGUAUGAAAAGCUGCUGUUGUUCACCGUCUCCUCUCCUGUGGCCGUUUCUGGUCGUUUGCUCUGUUGCAGGAGGGGGAGAGCGUGCUGACCCUCACUGAUACGCUCAAAACUUUUGGAAAGAUCUCUCUGAAGAAGGAGCCUGAAGGAGUGACGGCGGUCUACUCAGAAAAAGGCUUCGACACCUUUGUCUUCUUCAACGGCUACACAGCUCAGAUCCUCUUCACAGGUACAGAAACUGAACCCAGAUCCAAUCCAAAGUCCGGUCUUUAGAGGGACACACUUUAGUGGGCAGGAAUGAGGAAACCGUUCACUUUGACUUUAGAACCUCAGGGUCCAAGUAGAAAAUGUGUCUUUGGCUCUUCACCCAUAAUGCAGCUGGAAAAGACAACAUGACUCAGCAGAAAAUCACGUUAAAGUGGCGCUGAUGGUGAUUUUUAACAACGAGUUCAAACAGAUAACAACUCUAACAGACGACGUAACCCUGACCCUGAGCCUGUAUCAAUAAAUCACUUAAUCAAUGAAUCAAAGAAUUAAUGAAUCUGUGAAUCAAUAGGGAAUCAAUGAGUCUUUGAAUCAAUAAAUCACUAAAUCAAUAAACCAGUAGAUCUCUGAAUCAGUGAAUCAAUGAAUUAUUAAAUUAUUGAACCACUGAAUCAGUGAUCCAAUAAAUCAAUUUGUUAAUGAAUCAAUAGAUCAGCAAAUUAGUAAAUAACAGUAUCGAUGAAUCACUGAAUUAAUAAUUCAGGGUUAUAGAGCUUUUAUUUUGAAGGGUUAAUCUCUGUUUUGGUAAAACCUCACAGGGUAAUAGAGCUUUUAUUUUGAAGGGUUAAUCUUUGUUUCAGUUAAACCUCACAGGGCUAUAGAGCUUUUAUUUUGAAGGGUUGAUCUUUGUUUCAGUUAAACCUCACAGGGUUAUAGAGCUUUUAUUUUGAAGGGUUAAUCUCUGUUUUAGUAAAACCUCACAGGGUUAUAGAGCUUUUAUUUUGAAGGGUUAAUCUCUGUUUUAGUAAAACCUCACAGGGUUAUAGAGCUUUUAUUUUGAAGGGUUAAUCUCUGUUUUAGUAAAACCUCACAGGGUUAUAGAGCUUUUAUUUUGAAGGGUUGAUCUUUGUUUCAGUUAAACCUCACAGGGCUAUAGAGCUUUUAUUUUGAAGGGUUGAUCUUUGUUUCAGUUAAACCUCACAGGGUUAUAAAGCUUUUAUUUUGAAGGGUUAAUCUCUGUUUUAGUAAAACCUCACAGGGUUAUAGAGCUUUUAUUUUGAAGGGUUAAUCUCUGUUUUAGUAAAACCUCACAGGGUUAUAGAGCUUUUAUUUUGAAGGGUUAAUCUCUGUUUUAGUAAAACCUCACAGGGUUAUAGAGCUUUUAUUUUGAAGGGUUAAUCUCUGUUUCAGUUUAACCUCACAGGGCUAUAGAGCUUUUAUUUUGAAGGGUUGAUCCAGUCCUGUCCCCCCUCAGGUCCGUCAAAAACGUCUCUUGGGUUAAAACAUUUGUGCGCUAAUGCCGGAGCAGCUGCUGCUGACGUGAGGGACACGAAAGACAGGUGAGUCCACGCCCACUAAUACUGACCUCUGAGCCCCCUCUGUGACCUUUGACCCUCCUGAUGUUUCCGCCCCCCAGCUGUGAGACAGAACCGAAGGACGACAGUAAGGACGAGUCCAUCAACUGUGAGGAAGCAAAGAAGAGGUGAGUGUCCGUCCUCCUCUGUCUGUCUGUCUGUCUGUCUGUCUGUCUGUCUGUCUGUCCUCCUCUGUCUUUCCAUCUGUCUGUCUGUCUGUCUGUCUGUCUGUCUGUCCUCCACUGUCCGUCCUCCUCUGUCUGUCUGUCUGUCUGUCCUCCUCUGUCUGUCCAUCUGUCUGUCUGUCCUACUCUGUCUGUCUGUCUGUCUGUCUGUCUGUCUGUCCUCCUCUGUCUGUCCAUCUGUCUGUCUGUCCUCCUCUGUCUGUCCAUCUGUCUGUCUGUCUGUCUGUCCUCCUCUGUCUGUCUGUCUGUCCUCCUCUGUCUGUCUGUCUGUCUGUCUGUCCUCCUCUGUCUGUCUGUCUGUCUGUCCUCCUCUGUCUGUCCAUCUGUCUGUCUGUCCUCCACUGUCCGUCCUCCUUCGACUCAUCUGUCUCUGUCCAUCACUCUCUGGCUCUGUCGUCCUCUGUCUGUCCUUCUCUGACCCGUCCUCCUUUGACUCAUCCUCACUCUCUGUCUUCCUCUGACCGUCCUCCUCUGUCUGUCUGUCCUCCGACUCGUCCUCCUUUGACUUGUCCUCCUCCUCUGUUUGUCUCUCUCUGUCUCUGUCCUCCAGGUGCGCCGUCCUGAACUCUGACCCCUUCACCAAAUGUCACGGCCUGGUCAGUCCCGCGUCCUUCGUCAAGUCCUGCGCAGACACCAUGUGUUCGUACCCCCCUGUGGACGGUCUCACCUGUUCCUUCCUGGAGUCCUACAGCCGGGUCUGUGGACUCUUCUCUCAGGACGUCCAGGGCUGGAGGUCAAAGGAGGAAUGCUGUAAGACAAAAAUCUGAGUUUCCAUGGAAACACGGAGAGUCUCACCUCUGUCCUCGUCUGUGUCCCUGACGUUGUCUGUCCGUCUGUCCCUCAGCGGCGUCUCCUAAAGCCCUCUGUCAGGACUCGUCCUGCCUGUCCACGGAGUUCUGCGGUCAGAUUGGAGAGACCGGGACCUGGGGGUGUCGCUGCAGACCCACAGAAGUACAGAAGUUUAGGGAUUUAAAAUCUCUGGGUAAGACCGGUUCUGUUCUGGUUCUGGUUCUGUUCUGGUUCAGAAGCUGCUGUGGUUCCUCAGGGACAACGUUUUAUUUUGAUUGAACUCAAAGCGACAGCAGGAGACGUCCCCUCAGAAGACGUCACAGAUUUAUUUACAGGAGGAGGUCAAAUUUCGGUUUUUUAAAGUCUUCAGAGAGAAAGACGGACGUAUCUGACAGGUCCCGUCCCUGUUGUGUCCCUUAGGUAAUGCUACCACCUGUGGCGCCGGCUCCGCCUCCGCCUCUCUGGUGAACUGUCUGCUGGUGGAGAAAGGCAUCGACUAUAAGACCCUCCGGCUAAACGACGAGAAGUGUAAAGGUCAGCUGGUGGACGGGUUUGUGGUCUUCAGCUUCAGCAACACUGAGACAUGUGGGGCCGAGGUCACAGUAAGUCCUGAUCUUGAGCCGGUCUCAGGAGUCUCUGUGGGUCCUUGGGGGGUACUGACUCACAGUAUUUAAAGGGAUAUUCCAGCGUAAAAUUAAUUUAUGGUCAAACCCACCGUAACACCGAGUUAGACCCCGCCCCCAGAGAUGAAUGUUGCCCUCCAGCCAGAGUACUAACCACCAAACAUCAUUUAACUUUGACUCAUUUCUUUAGCAAAGAAACUAAACACAACUCACCUACUCUCUUCCAGCAGACGCUUGUUUGUAGAGAGACCUCAGGUCAGUCCAUUACAGACUACAGCGGGGUGACGCAGCUCAAGGAAGAACAUUUAUGAUCAUUUCUUUAUCAUUUCCUUGAAGUAAUAAUCACCAUAUUGAUCAUUUUACAGACGCGGUAGUUCUUCUGUCUUAGCGUCUCGGUCUGAUUGUAUUUCCAUGAAGAAAUGAUCAUAAAUGUUCUUCCUUGAGCUGCGUCACCCCGCUGUAGUCUGUAAUGGACUGGCCUGAGGUCUCUCUACAAACAAGCGUCUGCUGGAAGAGAGUAGGUGAGUUGUGUUUAGUCUCUUUGCUAAAGAAAUGAGUCAAAGUUAAAAAGAUGUUUGGUGUCUAGUACUACGGCAACAUUCAUCUCUGGAGGCGGGGUCUAACUCGGUGUUACGGUGGGUUUGACCAUAAAUCAAUUUUCCGCCGGAUUUUCCCUUUAAGAGAGCGCUUCAAUCUGACCCCUGUGACCCUGCAGGACAAAGAUGGAGCCGUGAACUACAAGAACAACAUCCAGAGCAUGGAGCUUCCCCCCGAGGCCAUCCUUCGCUCAGACCCGGUGGACAUCGCCUUCUCCUGUAACUUCGCUCAGCCCAAACUCCAGCUGAUGUCCUUCAAAGUGACGGGCAGGUGAGGACCGAGAGUCCACCUCAGAUCCUGGUCUUCAGAGCUGUCCGCGGGUUUGUGUGACAGUUGUGUGUUUCUGCGUUUGUGUAUUUUCAGCUCCUCGGUGGUCAACAAACCGGUGAAGGCGGGAACCUGGGACUAUACCAUCACCAUGAAGGCCUUCGCCAACAAGGAACGUACAGAGAUCCUCAAGUCUGUGGAGAUGAACCAGAGGAUCUGGAUCGAGCUCAAGGCCACAGGUGUGGACAGUAAGGCGGCGGCGGUUCUGUUUGACUCCUGCUGGGCCACCAAGCAGAAAGACCCCCAGUCCGACCCCAAAUACUACCUGGUCUCCAAUGGGUAAGGGCGUGUCCAGGUCCAAGAGAAACCGCACUGCUGUGGGUCCUUCAGAGUCUGAUCUGGUUCCAUGUGUGUGUGUGUUUGUGAUCAGCUGUAAGAACCCCAAAGACCCGACGGUCCAGCUGACCGGGAACGGAGCCGGAGUCCUGAGUGUGUUCUCCUUCAAGACCUUCCAGUUCCCCAACAGCAACAGUGAGGUCUUCCUGCACUGCAAGGUCAACAUGUGUGGAAUCAAGAAGAACAAGAGCUGUGUGCCGGUACGACACACUCUAACACACACAGACACACACUGACACACACUGACACACACAGACACACACAGACACACACUGACAGACACUGACACACACUGACACACACUGACACACACUGACACACACAGACACACUCUAACACACACUGACACACACUGACACACACUGACAGACACUGACACACACUGACACACACUGACAGACACAAACACACACAGACACACUCUAACACACACUGACACACACAGACACACUCUAACACACACUGACACACACUGACACACACAGACACACACUGACACACACAGACACACACUGACACACACAGACACACACAGACACACACUGACACACACAGACACACACUGACACACACUGACACACACUGACACACACAGACACACACAGACACACACUGACAGACACAAACACACACUGACACACACUGACACACACACAGACUGGUCUGUAGAGGUUCUGGUCCAGACUAACUCCUGGUCCUGGUCUUGGUUCUUGACUCUGUAGGACUGUUCCAAAACUGGGCGGAGACGGCGCUCCCCCAGCUGGCUCUCUGGAGACUCCCCAUUGGUCACCAUGGCCUGGGCCAGAUAGGUGAGACUCUCCUUCUCCUCCUCUCCUUCUCCUCACUCUCUCCUACUCUCUAGUCCUCUCUCCUCCUCUCUCCUCCUCCUCCUCUCUCCUCCUCUCCUCUCUCCUCUUCUCUCCUCCUCCUCCUCUCUCCUCCUCUCUCCUCUUCUCUUCUUUCCUCCCCUCUCCUCCUCUCCUCUCUCCUCUUCUCUCCUCCUCCUCCUCUCCUCUCUCCUCUUCUCCCCCUCCUCUCUCCUCCUCUCCUCUGUCCUCUUCUCUUCUCUCCUCUCUCCUCCUCCUCUCCUCUCCUCCUCUCUAGUCCUCUCUCCUCCUCCUCCUCCUCUCUCCUCUUCUCUUCUCUCCUCCUCUCUCCUCCUCUCCUCUCUCCUCUUCUCUCCUCCUCUCUCCUAUUCUCUCCUCCUCCUCCUCUCUCCUCCUCUCCUCUCAUCCCCUUCUCUCUCCUCUCCUCCUCUCUCCUCCUCUCCUCUCCUCUUCUUUCCUCCUGCUCCUCUCUCCUCCUCCUCUCCUCCUCCUCUCUCCUUCUCCUCUUCUCUUCCUCUCUCCUCCUCUCCUCUCAUCCCCUUCUCUCUCCUCUCCUCCUCCUCUCUCCUCCUCUCCUCUCUCCUCUUCUCUCCUCCUCCUCUUCUCUCCUCCUCUCCUCCUUUCCUCUCUCCUCCUCUCCUCUCAUCCCCUUCUCUCUCCUCUCCUCCUCCUCUCUCCUCCUCACUCCUCCUCUCUCUCCUCCUCUCCUCACUCUCCUCCUCUCUCUCCUCUCUCCUCCUCCUCCUCUCUCCUCCUCUCCUCUCUUCCUCUCCUCUCAUCCCCUUCUCUCUCCUCUCCUCCUCUCUCCUCUCCUCUUCUCUCCUCCUCCUCCUCUCCUCUCCUCCUCUCUAGUCCUCUCUCCUCCUCUCCUCUCUCCUCCUCUCUCCUCCUCUCCUCUCUCCUCUUCUCUUCUUUCCUCCUCUCUCCUCCUCUCCUCUGUCCUCUUCUCUUCUCUCCUCUCUCCUCCUCCUCUCCUCUCCUCCUCUCUAGUCCUCUCUCCUCCUCCUCCUCCUCUCUCCUCUUCUCUCCUCUCCUCCUCUCUCCUAUUCUCUCCUCCUCCUCUCUCCUCCUCUCCUCUUUCCUCGCUCUCCUCCUCUCCUCUCAUCCCCUUCUCUCUCCUCUCCUCCUCUCUCCUCCUCUCCUCUUCUCACCUCCUCCUCCUCUCUCCUCCUCUCCUCUCUCCUCUUCUCUCCUCCUUCUCCUCCUCUCUCCUCUUCUCUUCUCUUCCUCUCUCCUCCUCUCCUCUCAUCCCCUUCUCUCUCCUCUCCUCCUCCUCUCUCCUCCUCCUCUUUCCUACUCCUUUCUCUCCUCCUCCUCUCUCCUCCUCUCCUCUCUCCUCUUCUCUCCUCCUCCUCCUCUCUCCUCUUCUCUCCUCCUCCUCCUCCUCUCUCCUCUUCUCUUCCUCUCUCCUCCUCUCCUCUCUUCCCCUUCUCUCUCCUCUCCUCCUCCUCUCUCCUACUCCUUUCUCUCCUCCUCCUCUCUCCUACUCCUUUCUCUCCUCCUCCUCUCUCCUACUCCUUUCUCUCCUCCUCCUCUCUCCUACUCCUUUCUCUCCUCCUCCUCUCCUCCUCUCUCCUCUCCUCUCUCCUCUUCUCUCCUCCUCCUCCUCUCCUCUCCUCCUCUUUAGUCCUCUCUCCUCCUUCUCCUCUCUCCUCCUCUCCUCUCUCCUCUUCUCUCCUCCUCUCUCCUCCUCUCCUCUUUCCUCGCUCUCCUCCUCCUCCUCUCCUCUCAUCCCCUUCUCUCCUCUCCUCCUCUCUCCUCCUCUCCUCUCUCCUCUCCUCUUCUCUCCUCCUCUCUCCUCCUCUCCUCUCUCCUCUUCUCUCCUCCUCUCCUCCUCUCCUCUCUCCUCCUCUCCUCUCAUCCCCUUCUCUCUCCUCUCCUCCUCCUCUCUCCUCCUCUCUCCUCCUCUCCUCACUUCUCCUCUCCUCUCUCCUACUCCUUUCUCUCCUCCUCCUUUCUCAUCCUCCUCUCUCCUCCUCUCCUCUCUCCUCUUCUCUCCUCCUCUCUCCUCUUCUCUCCUCCUCUAUCCUCCUCUCCUCUCUCCUCUUCUCUUCUCCUCUCUCCUCCUCUCUCCUCUUCUCUUCUCCUCCUCCUCUCUCCUCCUCUCCUCUCUCCUCUUCUCUCCUCCUCCUCCUCUCUCCUCCUCCUCUCUCCUCUUCUCUUCUUUCCUCCUCUCUCCUCCUCUCCUCUCUCCUCUUCUCUCCUCCUCCUCCUCUCCUCUCUCCUCUUCGCCUCCUCCUCUCUCCUCCUCUCCUCUCUCCUCUUCUCUCCUCCUCCUCCUCUCUCCUCCUCCUCUCCUCUCUCCUCCUCUCCUCCUCUCCUCUCUCCUCUCUCCUCUUCUCUCCUCCUCCUCCUCUCCUCUCUCCUCUUCUCCUCCUCCUCUCUCCUCCUCUCCUCUGUCCUCUUCUCUUCUCUCCUCUCUCCUCCUCCUCUCCUCUCCUCCUCUCUAGUCCUCUCUCCUCCUCCUCCUCCUCUCUCCUCUUCUCUUCUCUCCUCCUCUCUCCUCCUCUCCUCUCUCCUCCUCUCCUCUUCUCUCCUCUCCUCCUCUCUCCUAUUCUCUCCUCCUCCUCCUCUCUCCUCCUCUCCUCUCUCCUCUUCUCUCCUCCUCUCCUCCUCUCCUCUCUCCUCCUCUCCUCUCAUCCCCUUCUCUCUCCUCUCCUCCUCCUCUCUCCUCCUCCUUUCUCUCCUCCUCCUCUCUCCUACUCCUUUCUCUCCUCCUCUCUCCUACUCCUUUCUCUCCUCCUCUCUCCUCUCCUCUCUCCUCUUCUCUCCUCCUCCUCCUCUCCUCUCCUCCUCUUUAGUCCUCUCUCCUCCUUCUCCUCUCUCCUCCUCUCCUCUCUCCUCUUCUCUCCUCCUCUCUCCUCCUCUCCUCUUUCCUCGCUCUCCUCCUCCUCCUCUCCUCUCAUCCCCUUCUCUCUCCUCUCCUCCUCUCUCCUCCUCUCCUCUCUCCUCUCCUCUUCUCUCCUCCUCUCUCCUCCUCUCCUUUCUCCUCUUCUCUCCUCCUCUCCUCUCUCCUCCUCUCCUCUCAUCCCCUUCUCUCUCCUCUCCUCCUCCUCUCUCCUUCUCUCUCCUCCUCUCCUCACUUCUCCUCUCCUCUCUCCUACUCCUUUCUCUCCUCCUCCUCUCUCCUCCUCCUCUCUCCUCCUCUCCUCUCUCCUCUUCUCUCCUCCUCUCUCCUCCUCUCCUCUCUCCUCUUCUCUCCUCCUCUAUCCUCCUCUCCUCUCUCCUCUUCUCUUCUCCUCUCUCCUCCUCUCCUCUCUCCUCUUCUCUUCUCCUCCUCCUCUCUCCUCCUCCUCCUCUCUCCUCCUCUCCUCUCUCCUCUUCUCUCCUCCUCCUCCUCUCUCCUCCUCCUCUCUCCUCUUCUCUUCUUUCCUCCUCUCUCCUCCUCUCCUCUCAUCCCCUUCUCUCUCCUCUCCUCCUCCUCUCUCCUUCUCUCUCCUCCUCUCCUCACUUCUCCUCUCCUCUCUCCUACUCCUUUCUCUCCUCCUCCUCUCUCCUCCUCCUCUCUCCUCCUCUCCUCUCUCCUCUUCUCUCCUCCUCUCUCCUCCUCUCCUCUCUCCUCUUCUCUCCUCCUCUAUCCUCCUCUCCUCUCUCCUCUUCUCUUCUCCUCUCUCCUCCUCUCCUCUCUCCUCUUCUCUCCUCCUCCUCCUCUCCUCUCUCCUCUUCUCCUCCUCCUCUCUCCUCCUCUCCUCUCUCCUCUUCUCUCCUCCUCCUCCUCUCUCCUCCUCCUCUCUCCUCUUCUCUUCUUUCCUCCUCUCUCCUCCUCUCCUCUCUCCUCUUCUCUCCUCCUCCUCCUCUCCUCUCUCCUCUUCUCCUCCUCCUCUCUCCUCCUCUCCUCUGUCCUCUUCUCUUCUCUCUCCUCCUCCUCUCCUCUCCUCCUCUCUAGUCCUCUCUCCUCCUCCUCCUCCUCUCUCCUCUUCUCUUCUCUCCUCUCCUCUCCUCUCUCCUCCUCUCCUCUCUCCUCUUCUCUCCUCUCCUCCUCUCUCCUAUUCUCUCCUUCUCCUCUCUCCUCCUCUCCUCUUUCCUCGCUCUCCUCCUCUCCUCUCAUCCCCUUCUCUCUCCUCUCCUCCUCUCUCCUCCUCUCCUCUUCUCUCCUCCUCCUCCUCUCUCCUCCUCUCCUCUCUCCUCUUCUCUCCUCCUCCUCUCUCCUCUUCUCUUCUCUUCCUCUCUCCUCCUCUCCUCUCAUCCCCUUCUCUCUCCUCUCCACCUCCUCUCUCCUCCUCCUCUCUCCUACUCCUUUCUCUCCUCCUCCUCUCUCCUCCUCUCCUCUCUCCUCUUCUCUCCUCCUCCUCUUCUCUCCUCCUCUCCUCCUUUCCUCUCUCCUCCUCUCCUCUCAUCCCCUUCUCUCUCCUCUCCUCCUCCUCUCUCCUCCUCCUCUCUCCUACUCCUUUCUCUCCUCCUCCUCUCUCCUCCUCUCCUCUCUCCUCUUCUCUCCUCCUCCUCCUCUCUCCUCCUCUCCUCUCUCCUCUUCUCUCCUCCUCCUCCUCCUCUCUCCUCUUCUCUUCCUCUCUCCUCCUCUCCUCUCAUCCCCUUCUCUCUCCUCUCCUCCUCCUCUCUCCUCCUCUCUCCUCCUCUCCUCUCCUCUCUCCUACUCCUUUCUCUCCUCCUCCUCUCUCCUCCUCUCCUCUCAUCCCCUUCUCUCUCCUCUCCUCCUCCUCUCUCCUCCUCUCUCCUCCUCUCCUCUCUCCUACUCCUUUCUCUCCUCCUCCUCUCUCCUCCUCCUCUCUCCUCUUCUCUUCUCUCCUCCUCUCUCCUCUUCUCUUCUCUCCUCCUCUCUCCUCCUCUCCUCUCUCCUCUUCUCUCCUCCUCUCCUCUCUCCUCCUCUCCUCUCUCCUACUCCUCUCUCCUCCUCUCCUCUCUCCUCUUCUCUCCUCCUCUCCUCACUCCUCCUCUCCUCUCUCCUACUCCUUUCUCUCCUCCUCUCUCCUCUCCUCUCUCCUCUUCUCUCCUCCUCCUCCUCUCCUCUCCUCCUCUUUAGUCCUCUCUCCUCCUUCUCCUCUCUCCUCCUCUCCUCUCUCCUCUUCUCUCCUCCUCUCUCCUCCUCUCCUCUUUCCUCGCUCUCCUCCUCCUCCUCUCCUCUCAUCCCCUUCUCUCUCCUCUCCUCCUCUCUCCUCCUCUCCUCUCUCCUCUCCUCUUCUCUCCUCCUCUCUCCUCCUCUCCUCUCUCCUCUUCUCUCCUCCUCUCCUCCUCUCCUCUCUCCUCCUCUCCUCUCAUCCCCUUCUCUCUCCUCUCCUCCUCCUCUCUCCUUCUCUCUCCUCCUCUCCUCACUUCUCCUCUCCUCUCUCCUACUCCUUUCUCUCCUCCUCCUCUCUCCUCCUCCUCUCUCCUCCUCUCCUCUCUCCUCUUCUCUCCUCCUCUCUCCUCCUCUCCUCUCUCCUCUUCUCUCCUCCUCUAUCCUCCUCUCCUCUCUCCUCUUCUCUUCUCCUCUCUCCUCCUCUCCUCUCUCCUCUUCUCUUCUCCUCCUCCUCUCUCCUCCUCCUCCUCUCUCCUCCUCUCCUCUCUCCUCUUCUCUCCUCCUCCUCCUCUCUCCUCCUCAUCUCUCCUCUUCUCUUCUUUCCUCCUCUCUCCUCCUCUCCUCUCUCCUCUUCUCCUCCUCCUCUCUCCUCCUCUCCUCUCAUCCCCUUCCCUCUCCUCUCCACCUCCUCUCUCCUCCUCCUCUCUCCUACUCCUUUCUCUCCUCCUCCUCUCUCCUCCUCUCCUCUCUCCUCUUCUCUCCUCCUCCUCUUCUCUCCUCCUCUCCUCCUUUCCUCUCUCCUCCUCUCCUCUCAUCCCCUUCUCUCUCCUCUCCUCCUCCUCUCUCCUCCUCCUCUCUCCUACUCCUUUCUCUCCUCCUCCUCUCUCCUCCUCUCCUCUCUCCUCUUCUCUCCUCCUCCUCCUCUCUCCUCCUCUCCUCUCUCCUCUUCUCUCCUCCUCCUCCUCCUCUCUCCUCUUCUCUUCCUCUCUCCUCCUCUCCUCUCAUCCCCUUCUCUCUCCUCUCCUCCUCCUCUCUCCUCCUCUCCUCACUCCUCCUCUCCUCUCUCCUACUCCUUUCUCUCCUCCUCCUCUCUCCUCCUCUCCUCUCAUCCCCUUCUCUCUCCUCUCCUCCUCCUCUCUCCUCCUCUCUCCUCCUCUCCUCUCUCCUCCUUUCCUCUCUCCUACUCCUUUCUCUCCUCCUCCUCUCUCCUCCUCCUCUCUCCUCUUCUCUUCUCUCCUCCUCUCUCCUCUUCUCUUCUCUCCUCCUCUCUCCUCCUCUCCUCUCUCCUCUUCUCUCCUCCUCUCCUCUCUCCUCCUCUCCUCUCUCCUACUCCUCUCUCCUCCUCUCCUCUCUCCUCUUCUCUCCUCAUCCUCCUCUCCUCUCUCCUCUUCUCUCCUCCUCUCCUCACUCCUCCUCUCCUCUCUCCUACUCCUCUCUCCUCCUCUCCUCUCAUCCCCUUCUCUCUCCUCCUCUCCUCUCUCCUACUCCUUUCUCUCCUCCUCUCUCCUCUCCUCUCUCCUCUUCUCUCCUCCUCCUCCUCUCCUCUCCUCCUCUUUAGUCCUCUCUCCUCCUUCUCCUCUCUCCUCCUCUCCUCUCUCCUCUUCUCUCCUCCUCUCUCCUCCUCUCCUCUUUCCUCGCUCUCCUCCUCCUCCUCUCCUCUUAUCCCCUUCUCUCUCCUCUCCUCCUCGCUCCUCCUCUCCUCUCUCCUCUCCUCUUCUCUCCUCCUCUCUCCUCCUCUCCUCUCUCCUCUUCUCUCCUCCUCUCCUCCUCUCCUCUCUCCUCCUCUCCUCUCAUCCCCUUCUCUCUCCUCUCCUCCUCCUCUCUCCUUCUCUCUCCUCCUCUCCUCACUUCUCCUCUCCUCUCUCCUACUCCUUUCUCUCCUCCUCCUCUCUCCUCCUCCUCUCUCCUCCUCUCCUCUCUCCUCCUCUCCUCUCUCCUCUUCUCUCCUCCUCUCUCCUCCUCUCCUCUCUCCUCUUCUCUCCUCCUCUAUCCUCCUCUCCUCUCUCCUCUUCUCUUCUCCUCUCUCCUCCUCUCCUCUCUCCUCUUCUCUUCUCCUCCUCCUCUCUCCUCCUCCUCCUCUCUCCUCCUCUCCUCUCUCCUCUUCUCUCCUCCUCCUCCUCUCUCCUCCUCCUCUCUCCUCUUCUCUUCUUUCCUCCUCUCUCCUCCUCUCCUCUCUCCUCUUCUCCUCCUCCUCUCUCCCCCUCUCCUCUCUCCUCUUCUCCUCCUCCUCUCUCCUCCUCUCCUCUCUCCUCUUCUCUCCUCCUCCUCCUCUCUCCUCCUCCUCUCUCCUCUUCUCUUCUUUCCUCCUCUCUCCUCCUCUCCUCUCUCCUCUUCUCUCCUCCUCCUCCUCUCCUCUCUCCUCUUCUCCUCCUCCUCUCUCCUCCUCUCCUCUGUCCUCUUCUCUUCUCUCCUCUCUCCUCCUCCUCUCCACUCCUCCUCUCUAGUCCUCUCUCCUCCUCCUCCUCCUCUCUCCUCUUCUCUCCUCCUCUCUCCUCCUCUCCUCUCUCCUCCUCUCCUCUCUCCUCUUCUCUCCUCUCCUCCUCUCUCCUAUUCUCUCCUUCUCCUCUCUCCUCCUCUCCUCUUUCCUCGCUCUCCUCCUCUCCUCUCAUCCCCUUCUCUCUCCUCUCCUCCUCUCUCCUCCUCUCCUCUUCUCUCCUCCUCUCUCCUCCUCUCCUCUCUCCUCUUCUCUCCUCCUCCUCUCUCCUCUUCUCUUCUCUUCCUCUCUCCUCCUCUCCUCUCAUCCCCUUCUCUCUCCUCUCCACCUCCUCUCUCCUCCUCCUCUCUCCUACUCCUUUCUCUCCUCCUCCUCUCUCCUCCUCUCCUCUCUCCUCUUCUCUCCUCCUCCUCUUCUCUCCUCCUCUCCUCCUUUCCUCUCUCCUCCUCUCCUCUCAUCCCCUUCUCUCUCCUCUCCUCCUCCUCUCUCCUCCUCCUCUCUCCUACUCCUUUCUCUCCUCCUCCUCUCUCCUCCUCUCCUCUCUCCUCUUCUCUCCUCCUCCUCCUCUCUCCUCUUCUCUCCUCCUCCUCCUCCUCUCUCCUCUUCUCUUCCUCUCUCCUCCUCUCCUCUCAUCCCCUUCUCUCUCCUCUCCUCCUCCUCUCUCCUCCUCUCUCCUCCUCUCCUCUCUCCUACUCCUUUCUCUCCUCCUCCUCUCUCCUCCUCCUCUCUCCUCUUCUCUUCUCUCCUCCUCUCUCCUCUUCUCUUCUCUCCUCCUCUCUCCUCCUCUCCUCUCUCCUCUUCUCUCCUCCUCUCCUCUCUCCUACUCCUUCCUCUCCUCCUCCUCUCUCCUCCUCUCCUCUCUCCUCUUCUCUCCUCCUCCUCCUCUCCUCUCUCCUCUUCUCUCCUCCUCUCCUCACUCCUCCUCUCCUCUCUCCUACUCCUCUCUCCUCCUCUCCUCUCAUCCCCUUCUCACUCCUCCUCUCCUCUCUCCUACUCCUUUCUCUCCUCCUCCUCUCUCCUCCUCUCCUCUCAUCCCCUUCUCUCUCCUCUCCUCCUCCUCUCUCCUCCUCUCUCCUCCUCUCCUCUCUCCUACUCCUUUCUCUCCUCCUCCUCUCUCCUCCUCCUCUCUCCUCUUCUCUUCUCUCCUCCUCUCUCCUCUUCUCUUCUCUCCUCCUCUCUCCUCCUCUCCUCUCUCCUCUUCUCUCCUCCUCUCCUCUCUCCUACUCCUUCCUCUCCUCCUCCUCUCUCCUCCUCUCCUCUCUCCUCUUCUCUCCUCCUCCUCCUCUCCUCUCUCCUCUUCUCUCCUCCUCUCCUCACUCCUCCUCUCCUCUCUCCUACUCCUCUCUCCUCCUCUCCUCUCAUCCCCUUCUCACUCCUCCUCUCCUCUCUCCUACUCCUUUCUCUCCUCCUCCUCUCUCCUCCUCUCCUCUCUCCUCUUCUCUCCUCCUCUCCUCUCUCCUACUCCUUCCUCUCCUCCUCCUCUCUCCUCCUCUCCUCUCUCCUCUUCUCUCCUCCUCCUCCUCUCCUCUCUCCUCUUCUCUCCUCCUCUCCUCACUCCUCCUCUCCUCUCUCCUACUCCUCUCUCCUCCUCUCCUCUCAUCCCCUUCUCACUCCUCCUCUCCUCUCUCCUACUCCUUUCUCUCCUCCUCCUCUCUCCUCCUCUCCUCUCUCUGACCAAUCACUGUCCCGUCCCUUGAUUUCUCAGGUCGUUUCCAUGGAAACCAGGACUGA
Molecule: messenger RNA, 20640 nt
Organism: Xyrichtys novacula (pearly razorfish)
Lineage: Eukaryota; Metazoa; Chordata; Actinopteri; Labriformes; Labridae
Source: the annotation of a GenBank genome assembly